This is a messenger RNA of Xyrichtys novacula (pearly razorfish), 23498 nucleotides long. The record is from the annotation of a GenBank genome assembly. Lineage: Eukaryota; Metazoa; Chordata; Actinopteri; Labriformes; Labridae.
GUUAAAUAAGUUAUUGGAAUAAUUCAGAGUUAAAUAUUCGCCCUCACUGCUGACAGACCGAUGUAAUAAAACAACGUCUGAGUUCUGCUGACCGUUAGCCAGACUAACCCUGUCAGCUAAAUCAAGCUGCUGUCAGUGUGUUGAACACUUGUUGAGGAGCGACACUCAUCUCUGAAGUUUACGAGCGACACGUGAAGGCAUCACAAAACCACAGAGUUGGUGUGCUCUCCGCUGGAGGGGCAAAACUUCUUCUUCAGUGAGUGAGUGAGUGAGUGAGUGUGCUGCUCUCAUGCAGAUGUGGAUGGAGGAGGACUAAACAACACGAGACUCAGACUUAGACAUGCGGGUUAUUAAGAAGUGGGGAUUUCUGAAGGGCAGACUAAAGUCUUCUUCUUCUGUUAGAGUUUUCUUCUGUUAACUGAGGGUGAGUUAUUCUUGUUUUUUUCUCUGUUCAAAUGUUUGAUAAAGUCCAGAAAGUUAAGGAUAGAUGUCUCUCUCUCUGUCUCUAUCUUCAUGUUAAAGAAAGUUUCUGCUCUUUAUUGAACUUCUUUGGUUUCCUUUUUUUUCUCGAUGCAGUGAUUUUGUGUUUGUUUUAUGCUCUUUAGGAGUUUUUGUUCUAAACCAAAAUCAUGUUCACAUCCUACAUAAAGAAUCUGAAUGAUAUGGUUUUUUCCACGGUAAGCGUACAGCUCAUAAACACUCAUGCAUGUCUUUGCGAUGCUGAGAGACGCAUGGCUGUACUAAAAAAUGUCUUUGGACCAACAACCUCUAAUUAUGUGUGAUUCAGAAACUGCACUCCCUUCUUUUGUUCACGGUUUGCAUCACCACGUGUAACCACUGUCACAGCGUCUUCAUGACAAACAUGCAUGUUGAUUGGCUGCUGCUGCUGCCGCCGCCGUCGCACACCUGAACAGAUAUUCAUGUGGGUUUUUAUCUCUCUGCUUUGCUUCAGUCUGAGACCCCUGAAGAGCAGCCCAGCACCGGGGUCUUGGGUCGUAUCGGGAGCUGGUUCUCUCCAUGGAGGGCGUGGAGUCCGAGGAGUCCGUCUGAGAAUGUCUCGCCAACCAGCGACUCGGUCUUCAAGUCAGACGGAGAAGAGGAGAGUAAGGAGGCUGUGAGGAACCUCACAGGCAUUUUCUUCUGUGAAGAUCAGGACGCCACGCAGUCUGCCCACAGAGACGGCUCAGCUGAGAGCAGCUCUGAGGCUCCAGGAGGAGAUCCAAAUGAGGAGGAGUCUGUGGGGUGGAGGGAGAAGAGAACAGGGCAGGGCAGGGAGAGGGCGGAGAGCAGCAACGGCGCUUCAGAAGAGAGCGGGAAUCCUGAGAAGAAUGCCAGCCAUCUGACACAUCCCUCUUCUUCUUCUUCUUCUGAGCAGGGAGUGUUAGGAGGACCUGACCGAGUCCACCACGCCCAACCUCAGGCCCAGACAGGCAAGAGGAUCCAGGUGUACCUGGAGGAGACCAGUGUGAUUCACUGCGGCAAAGACAUAAGUCCUGGACAGGAGGUCAUCACUAAGGUCAAGACGAGCCUUCAGGUGGUCCCCAGGAAAAAAUCCUCAGAGAGCUUCGAGCCGCCGGAGAGCGCCGCUUCAAGUCCUGGGAACAGAAGGACAAAUGUGACGCCCGCAGCCGGGGCGCCCAGUUAUUACAGUGCCCUGGUGGGAGUGUCACUGAAAUCACACAAAGACUCCGAGUCUGAACCGGAUCAAAAACAAACAGAGGAAGACGUCAUGGGGCGGAAAAACUCGGCCAAGAGGAGAUUCAGGAAGAACUCUCAGGGAGAUGGAGGGAACAGCCCCCAGCAGGAAAAACCGGGCCCCCCUCCGGACUCUGAGGGAUUCCCUUCAUCAGAUAAGAGCCGGACCAGCCCUCUGGGUAAAAGUCCACAGACUGACACGGCGGAGUCAUCUGCAGACUCCUCCUCUCUGCACAAUCCCUCCUCUAAAGCCUCACCUGAAGGAGGUGAACCUUCCUGUCCUGAGUCAGUCACCCAGCUGGACGACUUCCAGGACGCCAGCUCCUCCGUCACAGCAGAGAGCGCGGCGGGUGGAGGAGCAGACAUGGAGGACGAUGAGAUUUUUUACAGGGUGGAAAGGAAAACAGAGACACCGGAGUCCAAACGCAGGAGUCUGAAGGUGUCCCACAGCGAGGUCAAGUUUUACACAAAGAGUGUGGCUUUAAAACCUAAACAGGGUCCAGAGGGAGACCCCCAGGACUUCAGGUCGACUCUGAAGACCACCAAAGAGGAGGCAAAGGACAAGGCUACAACAGAGACUGACUGGAGGUGAGUUCAGUUCAGAGUCAAAUACAGACAGGUGUGUUUUCUAACUUCAAACGAUGACUCAUGACGUUUCUAUUCGCCGCUGAGUUCAAAACAAAAAAACACUUUCUCUGAAACUAGUCAAAGAAAUAAAGGUUUUAAUUUUACAACGACACGCCUCCACCCUGACAGUCAGAACAGAGGCUGAGAUAACUGCAGGAGACUAUCUCAGUGAGUCAGGAGACAAAGUUCAGCUCCGAUCAAAUACAGGUCAGCUUUACUCAAACACUCAGAUUCAAGAAGAAGUGAUUUGAGGCGGGACUCUGAAGGCCGUCCAGCCGGUUUGAUUUGUGCACACAAGCUCCAAACGCUGCUGUUGACUCCAACUGUUUGUCUUUUCUCACACAGACAAUCCAAGAAGCUCAAAGAUGAGACUAAACCUGCUGCCGGCCGAAUCGCUGAUAGGAUCAGCCUCUUUGAGCGCCCUGCAGACGGGGUCAGCAAGUUGACCUUUAAAACCCCCCGGAGCGCUGAUGUUUCCCCGGUCAGAAAAGGCCCCGAGGAGCCGAAGGUGAAUUUAUCAUCACCAGACCUGAGGUCAAGAUCCGCUGAGCGUUUCGGUACGGGCAGGUCCAGCUCGGCGUCUCCAACCAAAGACAAGCCGAUGACGAUCAAGGAGCGGAUGAAGAACUUCACCGAGGCGCCUAAAGCGAGGGAAAAGCCGGCACUGCCUCGCAAGCCAGCUAUGACAGGAAUGCCUCAAAAACCCGCCGUGUCGGCUCCAUCAAAGUCACGAGAACUGGACCGUCAGGGUAAACCGGAUUCUGUGGAGCACAAACAGGCAGAGGCAAAGACGACGAUAACACCGAAGCUGGACGGACAGGACUCAACGGACGCCGGGGUCAAGAUCUCUACUGCAGACUCAAAAACAAAGGACGCCCCAGUCAAGUCCGACCAGGGUACUGACCCGGCAGCCUCAGCUAAAGGGCCCGAAGACUCUAAAGACCUGACCAUCAACCUCAGCCCCAGGUCUAAAGGCAGGACAGGGUCCCGCUCUAAGAGGAGGAAAAGUAAAGAGCCCCUCAGUCCAAUGAGUCCAAACAGUGAAAACAAAUCCGACCACUUUAAGACCGAGACAGAACCAGCCGCUCCAAAACCAGAGCAGGUAGAUGGUCCAGAAACCACCUCUGCAUCCACGGACGUUUUUGAUCAAGAACAGACGGCGGACAAACUGUCUGACUUUAAACAGAAGUCAGAAAAACAGACGGACUCUCCCUUUAAGAAGGAGAAAACUGAAAAACCAGGAGGAGAGCCGAGGGGAUCGGCUGAACCCGAUACUGCUGGGACUCACAGCGGGGAAACAAAGACACCUGUUGAUAAGGAUUCAGUGAUCUUAGCCAGAAAAGAGGAAAAGGAAAAAGGAUCGUUCACUCAGGAGGAGAAGAAGGAAACCUCAGCCUCCUCCUCCUCCUCCUCCUCCUCUUCACCUGCAGCUGAAAAACCUGCUCAGAAAACUCCUGUGAAGGACCAAGAGACACCCGCCGAACAUCCCAAAGUCAACAAAGACUCACCAAAGAAACCCGAACGGGAGAAUAAAGGAAAAGUUAAAGGAAUCAGUCAAGAGGAGGCCGGGCAAAAAGACCCGACCAAAAACCAGGACAUGGUCCGAAUCAGGCCGGCUGAGAGGAGAGACGCCGGGAAAGUAGAAAAGGUAGAGAGAGAGAAACCGAACCGGGCUGAGAGGAAAGAAACGGACAAAUCAGAGAAGGUAGAGAAUGAAAAAGCACUUCGUCCUGAAAAGAGAGAGAAAGAAAAAGCAGAGCUGCAUUUAGAUAAAAGUCCCAAAACCUCUGUGGUCUCAGAGGGGGGGCAGGGCGUCCCAAAGACAGACGGGGCUGUUGUUAGAAAAGAGGACAGAAAAGAUAAAACCCAGGAAACAACAAAACCAGAAACCAACCAACAGGACGUGGCCUCAGAGUCCACCAGAAAGACCUCAUCAGAAGGUCCUGUCCAGACACAACAUGAGAGACAGAACAAGUCCACUCGUCCUCAGAAAGGUGACGGCGGCGCCAUCAUCGCCCACUCUACCGAGGCUGCGAACGGGUCCACGAGUCAAACAGAGACCGAGCAAAAGACAGAAAACACUCGAGCAGGAAACACAGAGCCGAAAGCUGGUUCUGUAUCCGUGGAAAAUACUGAAAUCUCAGCAGAUGACUCAUGUGCACAUGGAGCUAAUGAUCCUCGACUCUCCAGCCCAAAGCUUAUUACCAGAGCAGCAGUCAAGGAAGUGAGCGUAAAAGCCCGUAAUGACCCUCCAGCUCUGAUUACUGCACAGGCAGAUAAUACAGCAGAGACUGAAACUGCUCCCAACAACCCCACUCCUAUUUCUGAUCACAAAUCAGCAGAGAGGGAGCGAGGACCGCCGGGUCGGGCCGCCAAAUUAGAGCCCUCAGAAGGUGACAUCUCAGGAGAUAAUGGGAAAGUCUCUUCAACGGGCCGGGAGCUCAAGGAACCGAAGAAAACAGAGAGACCAGGAGGCGUGACGGAGAUGUCCUUGAAUAACUCCUCAGUGACUGUGCUCCAGGGCACAGCUGAGAAAACAGCAUCUCCUGUUGCUAACGGCGAUAUCACCCCACAUCCACCUUCCAGCAGUGUCACCAAGAAACCGAGUCCAGCCCCAAAAUCACCCGCUUCACAGGAGGUCAAGAAGCCGGACCAGGACUCAAUCCAGCGCUCCCCCAUGAAGAAGCUCCACCUGCCCCGAGGACUCAGCAGAGACGCUUCUGGGACGAGUGCGGACCAGGACUCCCCCUCCAGCUGGCUGGAUGUGGACCUGCCCAAGAGAAGACUCAAAGUCUCGAUGCCCAAACUGACCUCUGCCGGGAGCGAGAGCAACCUCCUGGACACGCCAGACGACCUGGACGACAACGACUUCAUUGAUCGAAUCAAAAAACUCUGCGCCCCGUUCUCCCUCCCGCCACGGAGACACAACCCGUACGGACCACCUCAGCCGCCGUUCGUCAUGCCUGCGAUCAAGGAGGACCGCUUUGAGAAGACCUUCGAGGAGUUCAAGUUUGGUCUGAGUAAAAAGAAGCAGUUCACCCUCGACACCCCCUCGAGCACUUUAGCCAAACUGCAGAACCCAGAGGAGAAAAGUAGUCCCAAACCGGCCCGGGCCAGUCUGGCUGACCGGAGCCUGCUCCUCAGCAGCAUGGACACCCACUCCCGCCUCAGGGAGAAGACCCCCGCCAAGGAAGACGAGGACGCCAAGGAAGACAAAGAGGACCAGAUCAAGCGGAAGUCUCGCUUGGAGGGCAGCUGUGUCCUCAGCAGCCUGAGCUCCUCCAUCUACAGAGGAAAGAGGACCGGACUUCAAACCCCGGCCGAGGAAUCCCACUCUGGGGACGUUUCACCCAGCGGAUCGCCCGGAAUCAGCCCUCCAUUUUCAUCCCAGCCCCUCCCACCGAGCCUGACAGCCCCACUCAAAGACACAGUGGCCAAGCAGAGCAACAAAGAGGAAGCCCAGGCCGGGGAGGCUGUGGUCAGUGACUCAGGCCCCCCACUUCCCUCCUUUAACGACAUCAAGCUGCCCGACUAUUUGGAGAAGUACCUCCCCCGAGAGCCGAAGUCCGAUCCAGGCAAACAAGGACAAGAAGAGACCAGAACAGAGGUUAGUGUUUCUGUAUACCCUCUAAAAAUGACAUGAAUGUAGUGAAGCUUUCCUCGCAGACAGACCGUCUCCUUCAGACAAUAAAGACCAAUGAGAGCAGAGCGCCGCCGUUUCAUAACCUAAAGACAGGAAAUGCUCAUAAAAACAGGAGCUCUGCUUCAUCAUCACAUCCUAAAAUAACCGGGAACGCCUCGCUGAUACUAACCCGACAUUUUUGUUGUUUUUUUUGGACCAGGCUACAGAAAAAAUGAGAGUCUCUGCAGCUGAAGUAGACGGGGCCGUAAAACCAGCUCCACAUUUUCCUGGGAUUCCUCCACCCACACACUCCACCCUCCCUGAGCUCCAGUCACAGGGAAUACUGACCAACACCGUAAGUGUGCAGAGUCCUGAAUAUUUCACUGAGGACACAGUUUAAAGACCUGAUGGAUAAGAGUUAACGGACCGUCACCUCAGAGAAGUCUGUCCUAAAGGAUCUGGACUAGAUAGGAAGUCCUUUAGUCCACGGGACAGAGACUCUGCUGUCUAAGGGACCCUGAAGUCUUCAUUUAACCAACCCUCAUUAUUGUCAAUCAUUUUCUCUAAAGGGUCCUUGACAAUAAUAAUAACAAUGAUUAAAAAAUAACAAUAAAUAAUAAUAAUUAUAAAGUAAUAAUUAUGAUUUAAACAAUAAUAAUAAUAAUAAUAAUAAAAGUAAUAAUUAUGAUUUAAAAUAAUAAUAAUGAUAAAAAUAAUAAUAAUUAUUAUUUAAACUAUAAAAAUGAUAAUAAUAGUAAUGAUGAUAAUAAAAUAAUAAUAACAACAAUAGAACAAGUGGAGCAGAUUUCUCUCCUUUAGGGGAUUUAAGAUCAAUGUUUUAUUCUGUAUCAGCUCCUGAUCAGAAAUAUUGAUUCUCUAAAUAUCAUGAGAUAGAUGUUUUCACGCUCCGUACACAGUCUAUAUUCAGGGUUUAUAACAGAAGGAGGAAAAAGCUCAUUGAAGGAGAAUUUUAUCAGUGGGACACAGUCCUGAAUUUAACUCUACUCUUAGAAAUCUUUGACAUUAAUCAAUAGAGCAGACCUACAAAACUUCUCCUUUAAAUGUUAAACUUGAUUGGAUUUCUCUCAAAAAUUCUUCUUAUCUUAAAAUACUGAGAGCAGACGUGUUGGAAUGACCGGAUUUUUCCAAUCAGCUGAUCACAUUUUAAAGUUUGAGAUUAUAACGAACACUCUGAUUGGCUGGCCGAGAUCAGGUUCAGAACAUCGGGCUUCUCCGUCUGAUAGAAACUCAAAGGUCAGGAUAUUCAAGAAAAAUACUGAUCAAAAUACCGAUCAAAAUACUGAUCCAAAUACUGAUCCAAGUACUGAUCGGUCUGCUGUGAAGAUUUUCUCAUUUUUGAACUCGCUCUGAAGUUUUUUAUUCUCUGCUUUUGCUUUGCAGAUAAAAACUGCCAGAGGAUUUCACAAGCGCCCUGGAAAGGUACAGUAGGCUCAUCUUUGCCCACACAGAAUCAGAACAAGCUGGAGAGAGGAAUCUGGACCGACACGGUUCUAUGAAAACAUCUGGUCCUCAUACGGGCUUCUAGGGGGUAAACAAGGUCCUCAAAAAAAAACACAUUCAGCUGGAUGUGAUUUCAAUCAGCGGGUUCAGAGUCAAUGCCAAUGCAGAGCCAGAACCAGAACCAGAACCAGAGCCAGAGCCAGAACCAGAGCCAGAGCCAGGCUCGUGGGUUCUUUAUUAUUGACAGGGGGGGAGGGAGCUAAGAGGGAGAGAGAGAGGAGAUAGAGAGAGAGAGAGAUAGAGAGCGAGGGAGGGAGAGAUUCCUCAGAACAUUUUUUCGUUGCUUGUCAACUGUCAGCCGCCCUGAGGUUUGCAUGCUGGCAUUGACAUGCACACACACACACACACACACACACACACACACACACACUCACACAGACACACACACACACACUCACGCAGACACACAGACACACACACACACAGACACACACACACACACAUGCACUCACACACACUCACACACUCACACACACACACACAGACCCAGCGUGAAAAGGGCAGAUUUGAUGAGCGUGUGCAGAAUACAGAGUGGACCACAGCAGCAGGUUUUUGUUGCUCAUUCUUCCUAAACUGGUAUUUUUAGUCUCUGCCCUUUAAACUACAAAUGUUCUUUUUAUUUCACCUUUGGCUCAGAAACACAUUUACAGUGAGUGUGAGUGUGUACACGCUCUUAGCUGUAGAUUUACAGACUGUUCCUGUAGUUACAGAAGAAGAGGAAAUAAAGCGUUGUGCUGCUGAAUGAUCAGAGUUUAAUGUGAAGAUGAAGUGCUGCUGCUGCUGUGUCCUCCUUGGAUUUUCCCUUUUUUUCACUCUAACCUUCUUUUUUCUUCAUUCUUUGCAGAUGGUGUUGUUUGAGAAAGCUCAGUUCAGCGGCCAAGCCUUUGAGAUUUACAGAGAUGUGGCAGAUGCUACGUCUCUGAAGCUCUCUCCUCUCAUAUCGGUGAAGGUUGUUAGAGGAUGGUGAGUUACCGUAUGUAAACGGACCUUUCAGAACCAGAACAAACGCAGAUCUCAUUAGUGUGGAGUAGUUUUGGGACCUCUCUUGUAGAUAUUCUGUAAGUUUAAUUGAAUGACUCAUCAGCCCUGAAUGCUCCUAUAAUGACGUUUAUAAUCCCGCCGUCGUUUCCUGAACACGAACAGAGGUCUUCAUUCUGUUUGUGUUCUUGGGCCAAAGAAAGACCCAGUCCUGAAUCCUCUCCCCAUAAAUCAUUGGCAUAGCUCUGUUUACUUGCUGGCGGUCCGCCUUUGUUGGAUCAGCUCUGGACUUCUCUGGUUUUACCCCCCCAGCUUUGGAGUUUAACAGCAUGAAGAAAACAGUGGAGAGAUGCUAAUGAGCUCCUGUAGUCCCCCACCAGGGUCUCUGUGCUGCUGCACUAACAACAGGGACUUACGUAACAGAGCUGACACUCAGAUUUUACAUUUAACUACAAGGUUUUUACUCGGUUCUGUCUUUAUUGGUCCAUGAUCCGGGCUGUUUGACCCGGGAACUGAACUGUUUUGGGUUCGGGGUUAAAUCACAUGGUUUAGCCUUAUAUCUUCCUGGUUUUGUUUCUCCAGUUGGAUUCUCUACGAAAAGCCCGACUUUCAGGGACGCUGCAUCGCUCUUGAGGAGGGGGGCCUCGAACUGGCGAAUGUGUGGGCGGAGCCUGUACCUGGAACCGAACCGCAGAAUGGCCCCCCAAUGCUGAUUGGAUCUAUCAGGCUGGCGGUCUGGGUGAGUGCUCUGAAAACAGUCUCCUCAGCUUUACUCCAUGAGACUGACGGAGCCGCCGUCAGAACCUCAAAACGAAUAAUGAGUUUAGUCCGAUUAAACUGAGACUGUGAACGAUCUGAGUGUCUCUAUCUCAGAAACUAUCAGGCGGUUUUAUGUGCCUCUGUAUUCUCCUCUUUAGUUCUGUGGUAGGAUUAGUAUAAUCAGAUCUCCUUUUCUGUAAUCUGGAUUAUUUAAAGUCCAACUGAACGGUGACAGAGUGGACGGAUCAGAACCAACAGUGCUCCUUAAAAUCCUGGAUCUCCUUUCAAACGAGCGUUCGAUCAUUUCUGUGAAGACUCUGACGAACUUCGGUAAAACAGCGUCGGGCAGAUUGAUCGUCAUAGAUCGUUCUCUGCACUAACUGUCAGAUGUUCUCAGAGAUGAAUUCAUCAUUAUCAUCAGAUCAGUCUCACAGUCGACCGUGUCCGAACAAAUCUGAAACUCAUGAUCCUCUGAACUCUUCAUUCUUCUGUCAGGACGGACGUCUCUCUGUAUUUGAACCUUUACUGAUCAGGACAGACAUGUGAGGAGAGAGACUGUCAUGGUGGGGUUUGUUACAGACCUGAUGGGUCCAGAGUGAAGAGGACUUCAGCACCUGUAUAUGGGGGGGGGGGGGUCUGCUGAGCUUUAAUAUUUCAUCUUUAAUCUCCUCAGACUGUUGAGAGUCAGAGCGUCUGAACCUUCACACACAGAGCUGUCUGUGUUUUCUCCUUUAAACUGAGAGUACGAUCAUCUGUGGGUCGAACCCGGUGUUAACAUUCAGGCUGAUGUUCUGGUCUUCUGGAGAUGUUUCAGUGGUCUACUCCAGGCUGAUAAUUGCUGUGUUUGGUUCUCCCCCGCAGGAUUACAGCCUCCCUCAUAUCGAUCUGUUUACUGAACCAGAGGGCCGCGGCAGAGUAACACCUUACCACGACGACGCCGUGGAGACGGGCUCGUUUGGCAUCCCACUGAGCACGGCGUCCAUUCAAGUGCACUCCGGAGUGUAAGUGAGACGAUUUGUGCAGAUCCUCAUAAUUGAAACCUGGUAAAGCAGACACGGGGGCGUUAAACAAGCUGCUGAAACCAAAUCCUCAAGGAGACACGUGGCCCUGUUAUUGUGAUCGAUCCGGUGGAAGGUAGUGAUCAGAGGAGUGGAUUUAAUCUGGGAUAGAUUAAACAGUGAAGGAGUGAAGACAAGGAGCUGAUGCUCCGUCACAGAAUCGCUGAAAUUGAAGCUAACGAGACGACUGUGGUUUUCCACAUCGAUUUUCUUCUUAAUUGCUUUCAGAAGUAGGAGAAGAGUCGACUUCUGAAAAGUGUCCUGCUGUGCUCCCCAUGAGGCUGUUAACAUUGAUGAGAUGCUCCCAGCCUGUGGCUUUGACAAAUAGCUGAGAGAUGAUAAUCAUUACGACGUUCCUCAGUCUUUGACUCUCGCUGGUUUGUCGACUCAGGAAUGUCUGUCCUGCCGCUGCAUGUUGGGAAACACAAAACAGAGAGAGAGGGGGGUGGAGAGAGAGAGAGAGAGAGAGAGACAAAGGUGUGGAGAGAUGUUGGCAGAAGGGAGAAGCUUGUUCUCCAUGUGAGAGGUGAAGGUAUGCAGGACAUCUGGAGCCCCGCCCACAGAGAAGCCAACAAAGAUUCUCCCACAGUUACUUCAGGUUUACUUCGACACGUGUGGACAGGGCUGGGCGAUAAAACGAUAACGAUAUAUAUUCAUAAUUAAUUUACCUCAAUAUCAAUAUCAAACAUGAUCAAUAUCCUUCUCAAUAGUCGACAUUCUGACAUGUUUUGGUCGACUAUACGAACAGCCAAUGAAAAGGGGAGUUAUCAACUGAUAUAAAAAAUAAUAAAAAAAAGUUUGGAAUAUUUGUCAAUUCAACCCCAGCCUCGUGUUUAACGCGGUCUGCUGCUUUCUGGAGAAUUAUUCAAAGACUUUUUAAUGUUCCCUGGUCUCUGUGAUAUGUUUUUGAAAUUCACAUCGAACUAUUUUGUUUCUCAAAAAAUUGUAGGGCGGACACCUCAUGAUUCACAAAAAGCCAUAGAAAUAACGCAUAAAAUCAUGAGUCGGUAUUUAAUAAAUAAACGGCUGUAAUUUUAAAUUGCCACAAAAUACGUGGACCAUCUUUGAAAGCAACAUCAAACAUAACAAGACGAUAACAACAACACAGUCAGUACUUUAUGUGACCGCCUCUAGCGUUGUACAAUGCGCGUACACGUCUGGGCAUGCUGGUCACUAGGUUGGUAAGAGUUAAAACCGGGAUUUCUCGUCAGCAUUGGAUCACAGCCUGAGUCAGUUCAGCCACGUUUGUUGGAGGAUCAUUCACGUUACACGAAACACUGAAGAAAAUAUUCCAAACUUUUUUCCAACACUGUAUCCUGAUAAACUAUUUCCCGGUAUCGCCCAGCCCUUCAUGUAGAUAAGAAAUAACACGCUAUAGAUUCUCCUCAGCAGUUCCUGACAUCUGCACAGAGCUAAAAGCUGUCAGAUGCUAACACAGAUCCGACUGUAGCGUUAGCUAAACUCGGUGAUACUCGCUCAUCUGAGUCUGAGUCCAAAAUUCUGUUUUUAGCUCACAGCGGUUUUCUUCAGCUGCCGUGUUAUUCUGGUUUCAGCUCCACCGCAGUGACUGAAUGGAAAAAGGUUCUUCUUCUUCUUCUUCUUCUUCUGCCAAAGUCUCACAUGUGGAGUUUUAUAGAGGCAGAGAAAUGUCAGGAGUAGAGAGGCAGGAAUCUAGCAGAGGUUGUCUACGCUGUAAAUGAACAGCAGAGGUUUCUUUUCAUAUUCGCUCUAAAAUAAGAAGCUGCUGCUGAUGUUGUUCAUGACUCAUCCGUGAGGAAGAUCUGAAACAGUGAGAUAAAGCUCGGCUCUCUCUGACCCACUCAGGCUCUGGGCUGUGGACAGAUUUAUAACGGAGCUGUCGGUGUCAGAGAGUUCGUUCUCUCUGAUUGUGUCUUGGCGGCGUUUUAUAACGAGCCACACAGGGUCACGACAAACACUCCUGUUAGAAGAGCCUGGAGGCAGAGCGCAGACAGAGUUUUAGCUGAAUGCUUCAUUAACACGCUCCGUGGGUGUUCCUCUCUCCUUUAGGUGGCUGAUCUUCAGUGACCCCGGCUUUCAGGGCAUGGUGGCGGUUCUGGAGACGGGAGUUUAUCCUUUCCCUGAGACCUGGGGCUUCUCCUCACCGUUUGUCGGAUCCAUUCGACCGCUAAAGAUUGUGAGUAUUCCUGCGAGGGCGAGUCUUCAGAGGAGGUUUACUGAUGAUGUGAUGAUGAGAUGUUAUUUUUAACGGCGCCGCCGCCAUCAUGAUGCUGUGGGAACGAUUGUCUCCCCUGACUGUGGUCCAGACCUGAAGGGAUCAUGGAUGGAUGUACGACUUCCUGUUGUGCAACCAUGUGGUCAGAGUGUCUUCUGUCACUCUGAUGUGGUCUGAAGACGAGUUUUUUUCAUGCCUGCUGCUGAAAGUCAAAACUUUCAUACCUUUAGUACGAUCACCGGACCAACAUCUAGGUUGGACCAACACUUCCACACAGGAACCUUAGUGGGUUCUGUCCACAGGGGAGGAGGUCUAACCCUUUCCCUGUCCUUCCUCCUUCUCUGAGUUCACAUCCUUUUUCUGAGUCUCUGCUAAUAUUUGAGCGAUCAGCGUUAAAGGGAUAUUCUGCUGUAAAAUUAAUUUAGGGUCAAACCCACCGUAACACCGAGUUAGACCCCGCCCCCUCCAGAGAUGAAUGUUGUCGACCGCUUGCUUCUCUAGUUAUACCAACUUUAGUAACGACCGCAGGAUAGAAAUACAGAGAGCCACGCCCUCAACCAAAACGCCACUCUAUAGCCACAAAUAAUGCUCAGAACAGCACCUAACUUCAUCAACAGGACAUAUAGGGUCACAGACAUAGAGCGACCUCAGGCCAGUCCAUUACAGACUACAGCGGGGUGCCGCAGCUCAAGGAAGAACAUUUAUGAUCAUUUCUUUAUAAUUUCCUUGAAGUAAUAAUCAUCAUAUUAAUCAUUUUACAGACGUGGUAGUUCUUCUGUCUUAGCGUCUCGGUCUGAUUGUAUUUCCAUGAAGAAAUGAUCAUAAAUGUUCUUCCUUGAGCUGCGGCACCCCGCUGUAGUCCAAACACUUCUCUGGGGGGUCUAACUCGGUGUUACGGCGUGUUUGACCCUAAGUUAAUUUUACGACAGAAUAUCCCUUUAAUGAACCUCCACAGUUGCAGAAGUUCAGGUCUUUGUCUUCCGUGGACUCACCGCCGUCCUCAAACACACAUUUCUGUUUUAAUGUUUCAUGUAAGGUCGGUAACUGUUUCUGUUUCUGUGUCUGUUUUUUCUUCAGGGGGGGUUCAAGGUGGAAAAUCCCAGUGAAGUCAAGGUCAGACUCUCUUCUCCUGUUUGUCGUCUGUAUAUUUCAGUUUGUAUGAGCGGUAAACACGAGCAAACAAACUCGGAGUUUAUGACGCUCCUCUGAGAUCUUUUAAAAUAGACGCUCUGGAGGAAUGUCGGCGUGCAGCCACAGCAGUUUAUUCUUCAUGGUUUAGAGAGGACGUAUUUACAGUCAUAGGAGGUGAAGACCGCUGCAGCUGAACAGACGGAGCUCCGAAAGAGUUUCAGAAGAAAUAUUCAAGGCUGAUUUAUUGGAAAGAUGAUUUAGAGAAAUUAAAGAUAACUCGAUAAAAACUGAACUUUGAAAAGAGAAAAGGUCAGACUCCAGAAACCAAAGGAUGAGCUGAUGUAAAAAUACUCCGGUCUGCUGAACAACGACGGAGCAUGAGUCAGAUUCUAUGUCAUCUAUCUCUACAGGCGGUGCUGUUCGAGAAGCCCGGCUUCGAAGGCUCCAGCGUGGAGGUCGACGGAGAAGUUUUCAGCUUUGGUGACGGAGACGACGGAGAAAACUCAGAACCAAAGACCCUGAAGUCCGUGGGUUCGUUCAGGAUCAUCGGUGGACUGUGAGUCUUCACGCUCCCUCUUUACUGAGGACUCAAUUCAAGGACUGGUUUUCAGAUUAGGCAAGGAGGCAAGGAAACAAGGAAGUGUUAUAUUUUAGGUUACAAUGCAGGUACAAAGGUAACUUAAAGAGCUUUAUAAAGUAAUAAGACGCAGUAUUUGAUGAAAUAACAGAAUUGAGUCAAAUAAUUAAUGAAUUAAUGAGUGAAGGGCGAUAAAGUAAAGACUGUAUCUGAGAGAUUCCAGGUCCGUUCUGGACGAUAACGAAUUCGCCGCUUCACCGAACGCCGUCAGACGACUCCUCAAUGAUCAUGGCCGCUCUUCUGUCAUUCCAGCUGGGUGGGUUACAGCCAUCCCGGGUUCGAGGGUCAGCAGUACGUCCUGGAGGAGGGGGAGUACCUGGACUGCAGAGACUGGGGAGGAUCUGAGAAGCUGCUGUCGCUGAGACCGAUACUGGCUGUGAGUAGAUCUGGGUCCGGGGUUUGGGUCGAACCUUCAUGCAGGACUUAGCCUGUCUUAGAGGAGCUUAACGGCAAUGAUCAAAGUUAUUAUUGAUCAUGAUCGGGUUAUUUUAACGUUGAUUAACAUCUCUGUUACUGAGUUUGUAAAGAGUUCACCGACUUUAUAAUUAAAGGUUUAAUAAUGACAAACUAGCAGGUAACCGUGUCUCUGAUGUUCUUCUGAUGAUCUUCAGGAUGGUCUCCUGUGUUUUUGUUCUUCUUCUGCAGGACUUCAUGUCUCCACACCUCAAGAUGUUCAGUGACAGAAACUUUGGAGAUCUGGGCGUCAACAUUAACCUCACAGUUCCUGUCAUCAACAUGGACGACACCGGCUACGGCACCAAGACGCAGUCUGUAGACGUCAUCAGUGGCGUGUAAGUGUGACAUCCUCUGACCUCCGCAGGUGUCUGAUCAGGCGUUAAAGGAGGAGGAUCUUCUCUCAGAGACUCUGUUUCUGUCAGGAUCGCUCGUUGUUUCCUCUGUUAGACCUGUAGUUCGGCGCCGCCUCGUUCCUGACUCUUCAGGAAGCUUCCUCGUUCUUCAGACCCGUAAUUACUCUGAGCUGCAGAUCCUCUGAGGUUUUAUUGGCAUUCAGAGAAAGUCUGAGCCCGGGCUGACAGGUUCAGACGGUUCACCUGGUUCUCUAAUGUUUAGUCUGCCACACCUCACUUCCUGUCAUGUUAGUUUGUCCUGAAGCGAGGGAGUAGAAACUAAAACGGUCUCAGCGACACUGAGGAGAAGUUUCAUCAGAGCGGCUGUCGGAGGAAGAGCUCGGGGUUCUUCCUUCAGACAUCAGAGGAAAUAAAAACAGGAAUUAUUAUUCCCAUCACAGUGAAGAGAGGACAUGCUGAUGUCUGCCGUCCCAGGAGACAGACAGACGGACAGACGGACGACCCGAGGACGUGAUGAAUAAUGUGCAGAAGAACAUUAGGUCCUCCUCCUCCUCCUCCUCCUUCUCUCACAACAACCCAAAGUUAUUCUCACUGCGGUGGCGGCGGCCUGUCAUUAGCUCACACAGCCUCGCCCCUCACGCUUCGCUGCUCUCUCACGCCGCCGCCGUCGUCUCUGUUGUUUCAGCGUCACUCAGAAGGACUUGUUUGGAGUGUAGCGUGUCAGACCCAGAAAUGCAAACACAGCCUGGAGCAGAAAUACCCAAACAGUCCACAUCACAACAACACACCCAGACUUCAGUCAAGACGGCACAUGCAGAACAUCCCAGCGAUCAUGGAGGAGGAUCUCCUCAUGGAGGAGGAUCUCCUCAUGGAUCUGGACUCAGACCAGGAGGUUCAGACUGAACAGAACCGGGACUGAAAGUGAACGUUUGUGUGGGUCAACAUCAGGAGAGGAAGUGAAAGAGUGACUUUCCUCCUCUGUCUCUCUCAGGUGGGUCGUGUUUGAGGAGCCCGGCUUCUGUGGGGAGUCUUACAUCCUGGAGAAAGGUCUGUACGGGUGUCCGGAGGACUGGGGGGCGAUGCAGCCCAGAGUGGCCUCAGCUAUGCCUGUGGUUCUGGUAAGAAGUGACUCAGACGCAGUUUUCUCUUCACAGCUGCUCUGACAUUUCCUCUCUCUCGUCACGCUCUUAUCUGAACGCUCUCAUCUCGCCGCUGUCACAGGAAAGCGCUCCUCGUCAUAUUCUGGUCUCAGUUUGGUAAACCGAGUGUUUUGGUGUUUUGGUCGCUGUCACACUCGUGUGUCUGCGACCAAACCUGAAAUUAGAGGAUGAAAACAAGAAUUCCCUCAAAUCUAAACAGUCGAGUAUCUUCAGGAGAACCGGGUUAAACCGGGCCGGGACACGCAUGAGAGGAAAAUGUUUGUCAUGAGGCUGAGAGUCAGAUCCUCUGAGAUCAGAGCCGUGAGUCAUCAUCACGCUGCUUCAAUUUCAGACCAGAAAUGACAGACGGACGAACGGACGGAGGGACGGACAGAAACCAGAACUGACUCCAGCUUCUUUCUCUAACCUCCUGCUGCUGCUGCUCUCCUCUGACUCUCAUGAUUCACUAAAACACAGAAACAGGCUGUUUCUUCAGAUCUCUGUAAGACUCUCCUCUCUGACUGUUUUAAUCCGGUUUCUCUCUCACGCUCACAGACCACAUCACUUUAGAGUUUGUUUUUGAGUCUUUAAACGGAUCAGCACCACCGUACGUCUCUGACCUCUUCAGUGUUUACACCCCCACAUGUUCCCUGAGGUCAGCUGAUCAGCUCCGACUCUUCGUCCCUAAAACUCGUUUAAAAACCCGCAGUGACCGAAGUUUCUCAGCUGCGGCUCCUAAAUUAAAACAUCCCCGACUCUUUCUACUUUUAAAUCUCGUCUUAAAAUCCAUUUUUAUUCUUUUUAGCUCAGCGUGAGAGUUGUCUGAUCUCUGUCCUUUUAUGUCUUUAUUUUUAUUUAAUUUAUUUCAUUUUAAAUAUUUUUUUUUACCUGCUUUUAUUUAUUUCCUCUCGAUGUUUUUCUGUUUGUUCUUUUAAAUUUUACUGUGCAGCACUUUGAUAAACUUGAACUUAACUGUUUUUAAAAUGUGAUAUAGAAAUAAGGCGGAUUAGAUUAGAUCUGCUCACAGGCGUUUCACAUAAUCACGUAGAAAUAGGCAGCAUAGAAGCGUCUCUUGUAGGACGUAGAGCCUGUUUCAUAACUCCAGACUUCUCUCAGGAUGAAAAAUAAAGACGGUGUGAGUCUCCUGCCUGUCUUCAUGAUGGUGAUGAAGUUUGUUUGUGUUUUUUUUUUUCAGGACGACUUCGAGAGCGCGGCCAAGUUCAAGGUAGGUGACUGUGACCCAUCAGAGAGCGUCUGCUGAUGCUGACGGCGUUUCUGUCGUACCUGAGGAUGUGUGUGAAGGUCCCGGCCUGCAUGACUCACUCUGGAUUGUCAUGCUGUUUGUGCCCCAGGUGCAGCUUUUCUCUGAUCCGGGUUUUCAAGGCCCCGUCCUCGCCAUGGAGGACAGCGUGGCGUCCCUGCCGGAUGGCUUCUCCGUGGCGUCGUGCAAAGUCCUGGCCGGCAGGUGAGUAAUCCUGCGGAGAAAAGGACAGUUCUGUUUGGUUCAGGGUAGAGUCUUAAGUGUAGAGUCUUAAAGUUCAGGUUCUGACAAGUUCUGAUUAAAGCGAUAUCAUCUGUAGAUCCUAAUGACAUGUCUGCAUGAAACCUCAACACCAACAAUCAUGAUGUGAACACCGAUCGGACUCCUCAGAGGAUCCCUCUCAUCUCUGCUCCUCUCCUGUGUGUGUGUGUGUGUGUGUGUGCGUGCGUGGACGUGGCGCUCAGCUGGCUGGCGUUUGAGGGUCAGGACUUCUCAGGUCGGAUGUACGUGUUAGAGGUGGGGAGUUACCCGGACCUGAGAGCCAUGGGCUGUUUCAACACGAGCUCGUCGAUCCUGUCGCUGCAGCCCGCCGGCUUCGUGAGUUUGUUUCUGUUUUUAUGAAGGUUUGAACUUUUAACUUCAACAUUUAUCUGAAUCUGGACGAGACCUCCUCAAAGACUUCUUCAUGUACGAACCUCAAACUGGACUUUUACAGGACAGCACACUGCUUCAGGCUGAGUCAGAGUUAUCGAUUAAUCAAUCAAUCAAUCAAUCAGUCUUUAUUUAUAGAUCACUUUUCAUACACAACCAUGUGACACAGAGUGCUUUACACAUAAAAAGGAAUAAAAGAAACAAAGAAAACCUAAAUCCACCCUGACCCGACCGCUCACUCCCACCAUCGAAGAACAGAAACAGGAUUAAAAUACAUGAACUUAAAAAGGGCUUAAAAGAGCUGUCAGUGAGCUCUCAGUCUUCAGACCCGGGUCUGUCUGUUGUUUCGGGGUCGAGGGACUUCACUGAACCUCUCUCCUCCUAAAUAAUUAGAUCUUUUCUUCAGGCGACGUCAGAAAACAGACAGACGUGUUAAAGCGACUCCAGCAGAUGGCUGAUGUGUUUUCAGAGCUGAAACUGUUCAGGGUACAAUUUUAUACUUUUAAUCCUCUUUCUGUUGAGGUUUAUUGUGUAUUUUGAGGUUGCCCCGGUAACCAACUUAAAGCCUCGUUCAGGGACGUUCAAUUAUCUCCAUCCUGUUUACUCUGGGAGUCUGAUUUAAAAGUCCGAUCUUCAGGGAAAGCUGUAAACACACACACACACACACACACACACACACACACACACACACACACACACACACACACACACACACACACACACACACACACACGUUGAGCAUGUGGUCCGUUUCCAGGGCAACGUCAAAGUGUGUUGAAGCAGCAGCUGUCAGUGUUUCAUCGUCGUUUCACUCUGCGUCUCUCUCCCUGUCGGACAGGAGUUCUCGCUGCCCUCCAUCACCGUUUUCGAGCGCUGCGGUCUGCGGGGGAAGAGGGUGGUGCUGACGGACGGGUCGGUCAAUCUUCAGCUGGCCGGAGGCUGCAGCAGAGUCCAGUCGGUGUUGGUGGAGGGAGGCAUGUGAGUAUCUGACUGCUGCUGCUGCUGCUGCUGCGUGGUUCCUCGCUCUGAUGUAAAGCUGCUCUGGUGGUGGAGGUGUGAGUUUGACAGGUCCGUGUGUGAGUGGGAGCAAACACAGGUGAACUGUGGAGGUGCAGCUCCACACCCACACCCACAGCUCUUUUCUCUUUUAAACGGCUCAGCUGAUCUGUGAAGGAUCUGUCAGGUAAACAACCAUCGACUCCAGAGAGACGAGUCCCUUCAGGCGACCCGAGCUCUCGAGGUCACACGGAAACAGAGAGGCGGUUUUGUGAGGAGGCGGUUCUUUCUGGCCUCCUGCACGAGCAGAGUUUAAACGCCAUCGAUCAGAACAGGUUUUUAGAGGUUCAGAGGUGAGAGAGAACCGAGAUCCUCUGACCCCGAGUCUGUAUCCGGAGCAGAUUUGGCGUCUAAGCUCAGACACGGUGUUUGAUAGAGAGUGUGAGGAUCAUCCCUGACAGAGAGAGCGAUGAUGGAAACCUGCUGCUGAUGUGUGAGAUUCAGAGAGCAGCUGUGAGUCCAGCGGAGGAGAGAAAGACCUGACAGAGAUCCAGACCUGUCUGUGGAGUGGCACAUUCCUACAGCCGUCAGUGUCAGAGCCGGUGUGGGCGGGUGGAGGCUCAGCACAUUUCCAAAAGAUUAAAGCUGGCACGAUCGGUGCUGCGGGGACGAGAGGACUCCAAAAACAACAACAACAGUCAGAGCGCCCAGUCUGAGGAAAAACUCAGACUAGGAUUUGGAGGAUUUUCAGUCUGAAGAUGAGGAGUCAGAGUCCAGAGAGAGAGAGGAGAAGACAGAGAGGAAAUAUGAAUAUAGUAGGGCUGAACGAUAUUAGAAAAAACUAACAUUACAAGGAUUUUCAACCCUGCGAUUAUAUAUAUAUAUAUAUAUUAUGAUGAUCUGAAUCUGAGUUUGUGCUGAAGUCUUGAGGACAGUUAACCUGCUCUGAUCUUCUGUCUGUCUCAGAGAUAUUUUUAGUUUUUAUUGUUCUGGGAUGUUACCGUGCAGGGGGGCGUGGUUUCCUACUCUCUGAUUGUGAUUGACGGCUGGCAGGAUAGUCUGAUUGGUAACUGAGUAAAGAACGAAUGUGAUUGGUGGAUCGCUGCACAUGCAGAGUCACAUACAGUGUAUCUCAGUCAGCUGACCUUGAAAUUAGUUCAUUCUCCUCCGACAUCGCAGGUUCUGACAUGAGUAUCACGUAAACGUACAUCGCCAUGACGAUGAUCAAAUCAUAUAUCGUGCAGCCCUAAAAUAAAGAUAAUUUUAUAAUAAAUAACUUUAAAUGACAGGAUGAUAAAAACAGAUUUCUAUGAUAAUCUUCAUCUGCAGUUAAAGAGACGAGAACAGAGUUUAAUUGAUUUAGUCCUCGUUAAGGUUUCAGGACAUAACGAGGUCUGUGUGUCUCUGUGUGUCUGUGUGUCCAGGUGGGUUUUAUACGAGGAAAUCAACUAUCGGGGGGCCCAGGUUCUGCUGAAACCCGGUGAGAUCCCGGACCUGCGUCAGUUCUGCAGCUGGAGGAAAAUCGGCUCACUGCGCCCUCUUCUGCAGGUACGACACGACAGGAAGUCACAUGACCACACACCGACAACUGACCUUAUAAACACACAACAUAAACACUCUGAUGCUGUUACACAACCCAGUCACGGGUCCAGUGAACCCCAGACCCUGACUCUGGGAAAUCCUCUUGACUGUAAAGACUCAGACUCAGUCCUCCUCAGGAACCCUCAGUGAUCCUCCUGCAGACUCUGAACUCUGAUGGGUGACUCAUGUUCUGAUCCGUCUGUGUCUGUGUGUGUGUGUGUGUGUGUGUGUGUGUGUGUGUGCAGAAACAAGUCCACUUCCGGGUCAGGAACAGACAGACCGGGCUGAUGAUGUCACUCACCGGAGACCUGGAUGACGUCAAACUGAUGCGGGUCCAAGAAACCGAGGAGAACGACGGAUUCGAGCAGAUCUGGUUCUACCAGAACGGACAUCUUCACUGCAAGGUACCAGAACCGUCUGUUGUAGAUCUGAGGGGGGAAAAUGGAGAGUGAAGAGGUUUUCAAAGACCAGGAUCAGUCUGUGAGGAAAUAAACUCACACAGUCAGAGACGAUCUGAGAGGAGGAGGAGGAGAUGAUCGCAGGUGAAGUCACAGGAACGUCUGUUUAGAGAGGCCUGUGGAUGGCGCUGUUGUCAUUCAGUUUUUAAAAGAGUUUGUGUUUGUUACACGCACACACACACACACACACACACACACACACACACACACACACACGCACCCACACCAAGGACAUCUGACUGAGUAAUCUGCUGAAUGAAUUCAAACAACAAUGAACCUCCACGUGGACCUCAGAGGAAACUGGAGGAAGGUCGAACCAUCAGCCCGACCCUGAGGUGGAUCAGUGCUGAUGUCUGUUUACUGAACUAAAGUUCACCAUCUGUGUCAGAACAAAUGAAAACUGUCUGAAAAUGUUGGGUCCUGAACGAGGAAGAGGAGGAGGAGGAGGAGGAGGAGGAGGAGGAGGAGGAGGAGGUCAGAAGAGCUGAGACCUUUUUACUCUCUCACAGUAAAACAAAAUCACCGUCAGUCUGAGGAUUUAUUUGAUUUAAUCUAAAAUAUCAUGAAUAAGAACUGAGUAUUCUGUCUGUUUAAAGUGAUGAACACAGACGUACAGAUAGGGCUGCAUGAUAUAUGGUUUGAGCGUCGUCAUGGCGAUGUACGUGUGCGUGAUAGUCACAUGUCAGAGUCUGUGAUGUCGGAGGAGAAUGAACACGUCUAAUUUCAAGGUCAGCUGACUGACGUACACUGACAUGUAGACUCUGCAUGUGCAGCGAUCCACCAAUCACAUUCGUUCUUUACUCAGUUACCAAUCAGACUACCCUGCCAGCCGUCAAUCAAAAUCAGAGAGGAGGAAACCACGCCCCUGCACACGGAGUGAGUCGCUGGCGCUGACGGUGUUGACCCGAGAAAGUACAACACCGAUAACAACAACAACAACAACGAUUGUAAAACGAGAAACGAACAGAGAAAACCACCGAAGAAGAAGAAGAAGAAGACGUGUUUCAGUUAUCUGGAAUUAUUUCAGUUCUAAGAAGGAUGAUGUCGACUAAAACUCGUGUUCUGUGUUCAUCUGUUUCCACGGUAACGUCCCAGAACAAUAAAAACUAAAAAUAUCUCUGAGACAGACAGAAGAUCAGAGCAGGUUAACUGUCCUCAAGACUUCAGCACAAACUCAGAUUCAGGUCAUCUGAGGAGGAAAAUGACUAUUCUUUAACAUCACAAUAUCGCAGGAUUGAAAAAUAUUGGUAUGUUAGUUUUUUCCAAUGUCGUGCAGCCCUACACACAGACCUUCUUCAUCGUCCUCCUCCUCCUCCUCACUGUGACGGACACUCACUCCUCUCCUGUCCCUGUUCUUCCAGCUCCUGGAGGAGUGCUGCCUGAGCCCCAGCGGCAGUGUCACCAUAGCAGGGAGCCGAGUCGGUCUGAGCCCUGAGCCACAGAACCAGGUCCACCUCUGGAGCAUCACACCUGAGGGCUUCAUCCGCUACACGCCAACAGCUGAUCUGGUCCUGGAGGUCAAAGGUGAGUAACGCAGAGUAACGGUUGAAGAAGAACUUCGUGAAUUUAAGAAGAAGAAUCUGGGAUGAGUUUAGUACGGGGGAUCAGAGUGUUGAGACGUUUUAAAGGUUUUAAAACAGAUCUGAGUCGGUCUGAGCUCCAACACUCUCGAUGUUCAGACUCUGCAGAGACAGAUCUGAUCUGGACCCUCAGAGACAGAUCUGAUCUGGACCCUCAGAGUCCAGUACAGUCCUCCACCUCUCUGCUUCUGUCAGUUCAUCCAUGACAGGAAAACUCCCUUCACUGAGUCUGACUGCAUCACUGUCCAUCAGUGACACCUAGUGGACAACAUGAGGAAGUGAACGCACAUUUAUAAUAAACUGUGAAGAGGGUGAAACAGAUCAGUCUGCAGGUUUGAAAACAGGAUUAUUCACAGAGACAGGAACGCUUUAGUCUGAGGACGUAAACUGACGAGGAAACCUGCUUUUCUUUCUUUCUUCAGGGGGUCACAACUACGAUAAGAACCAGGUGAUCCUGAACACACUCGACCCAAACAAGCUGCACCAACGGUGGGAUGUGGAGAUUAUAUGACGACAUACGAGCCGCCGCCGCCGCUGCUGCUGAACCGGAUCAGGACAUGGACUAGAGUCUGCCUCAGGCUCUGUAAACAGCUGCUCAAGGACAGGAGGGUCGGAGAAGAGGCUCGACCUUCGCUGUAGGAGGAGAACGUUCUUCUGAGGAGGAGGAGGAGGAGAGGAAAACACUCGGAAGAACAGACAAACAACAACGAGGAGGACAUAAACUUUGUAUUUCAGACUUUAGUGCUGGUUUAUAUAUUUACUGUCUUUUUUAAAUAAAUCUGUUUGUCUGAUUUAAAUGAA